Paramuricea clavata is the source of this 1359-nucleotide messenger RNA. Lineage: Eukaryota; Metazoa; Cnidaria; Anthozoa; Malacalcyonacea; Plexauridae. The record is from the annotation of a GenBank genome assembly.
AUGAUCCUCGAGUUGAGCAGCGUCAUGAAAGAGCAUAAUGAAAACGUGGAAAAGCGUCUCAAAUCUUUGGAACAAAUUGUCAAAACACAAAUGCCAGUAAGCUUUGAUAACCAUUUUGUAUAGCACUAUAAUUAUAAACAAAAUGAAUGUGCUUCCAUAACUGUCUUCAUACAGCCUGCACAAGUUGCAUUUAUGCAAUGUACUUUAUUUUAGAUUAUAGACAAAAUGGAUGAUAGCACAAAGGAAUCUUUUAAAUUGUUAGAACAGCGCUUUGAAUCUUUUGAAAGGAGAAUCAAGAGUCCACUAAAAGUAAGUCAUUGUUUGAAGUACUAUUUCAACAGAAACAAGUUUGAGUGUUUGAUCACAGUAUCAAAACACAAGAAGCUAAUGAAUAUCGAGGGGCGGAGCUCCGGGAGAUUCAUUAGCCUUUGAGUGCUUUGAUACCAUGAUCAAACACGCAGAACGAGUUUUUGAAAUGGCUUCUCAAAUGAGUCAAUCAGCAACUGUUUUGGGACUUGCGGUUGGAAAUAUUAGUAUAAAUGAAACACAAGUGUUUGAUCACUUGAUGAUGAAACACUAGACUUGCUCCAAGUCUGUCUCUUAAUGGUCGAACAUUGCAAUAAUCGAAAAUUAUAAUAAUUGAUAAUUCGCAUUGCAGGCGAGCAAAAAAAAGCGGGCGGGAGAAGCGAAUUUUCAAUUAUUAUAAUUUUCGAUUAUUAUAAUGUUCAACAAUUAAGAGGCAGACUUGGAGCAAGUCUAAUGAAACACUAGUGUUUGAUGCAUGCUUUACCGGGUAUGAAAGGCCAUUCACGUGAUGGAAUGCAGCUUUGCGAUUGGGUAAAAUGCUCAUUAAUUAUUCAUGAUUUGAAAAUGCUCAUGAUGCAACCUCGAGUUUUAGUUUUUUAGUGAGAAGUGUUCCUAAGGCAGUCAACACCUUUGCCUUCAUUAAUUUUUGGGAGAUAGAGACGGAAUAUUCCAUAUUGGUUGCUAAAAAAAAAUGUGUUGCUCAUAUAUGUUUCAUUGCAUUGCAAAUUGUAUAUUUGAUAGACAAAUAUUUGGGGGAAACGACUUUAUGACUCGUUUAUGACGAUGAUUCAUAUGAAUGUCAUGUGCAAGUUAUGGCAAUGUAUGAUCACAUUAUUUGUGUUGUAACCUUGCUUUCUGCAUGGGCGUUUAAUUGUAUAUCUGUUUGUUCCAGCUCAACAGUACAUUUGAAAGUUUCAAUGACAAGUUGGCGCCACCAAAUGAAAACGCGGAGAUAUCAACAAUCGAUUUGGACAGUUUCAGACGCUUAUUAGAUACUUCUCUUGAUGGCAUUCCACCAACAUCAACGUCAACAUCAACCGAAAUAUCAAGCAA